AUGGUUGAGGCAAAAUCCUCGUUCAAAUUUACCAAUCUAAAGUGUCAAGUUGCCGAUGCCGAUUUUUGCCGUUUCGAAACAUGCAAAUUAUCUGUCGUUGGACGUGGCAUUGUCAGUCUUAAUAUAAGAGUGCAAUUAUUUAAAACUCCAGUCACAAAUACUUCGGUACAUUUCCUUUUGUAUCGAAAGGACAACGGACGUCGCAAACUUCUAUUUAAUGUUCACCAAGAUGUGUGUGCUUACUUUCUCAAACCAAAUCGUUUUUCCUUAGCGCAUGCAUUCUUUAAUUUUUUUGCCGCAAAUUCAAAUAUAAAUCAUUCCUGUCCCUAUGAUGAUGAUAUCAUUGUAAAGGAUUUGAUAUUGGAUGAGGAUAAAGUUCGUCUUGUGCCACUUCCUGAAGGAGAAUUUAUAUUAGCAAUACAAGUUUUUGCCUACAACAAACUAAGAGCUUCUGUAGAAACAUUCUUCUACCGUAAAGAUUUUCUGUACUUUAAAGGGUGA
This is a messenger RNA of Stomoxys calcitrans (stable fly), 501 nucleotides long. RefSeq lists its product as uncharacterized. Lineage: Eukaryota; Metazoa; Arthropoda; Insecta; Diptera; Muscidae. Bases 1 to 501 code for a protein of 166 amino acids. The transcript is spliced from 3 exons. The record is from RefSeq and is a predicted model, not a curated record.